Molecule: messenger RNA, 441 nt
Organism: Lathyrus oleraceus (garden pea)
Lineage: Eukaryota; Viridiplantae; Streptophyta; Magnoliopsida; Fabales; Fabaceae
Exons: 1
Coding region: 1-441 (146 amino acids)
Source: RefSeq, a predicted model, not a curated record
AUGGCCCAGAAUCACUACCAGUGGGGAAGCGAAAGAACCUCCAUAUUGAAACCUCCAGUGAAAGGCGGUAUGUACGAAAUAAGCAGUCUAGACCAUGUCAAUGCUAAGGUAGAUGCUCUUACUCAAAAGAUUGAAAAUCUUACCAUAACACUCGUAGCCACCGUAGCUGUUGUAGCACCAAACUGCGAGAUAUGCAGAGUUCAUGGGCAUACUGCCCUUGAAUGUCAACUUUUGAUAGGAAUCUCCACAGACCAAGUGAAUUCUGCUCAAAGAAACCCUUACUCAAACACCUAUAACCCAGGUUGGAAGAACCAUCCGAACUUUUUGUACGAAAACAGUAACACAUUGUAUGCACCUAACCAAGCACUUGCUGUACCACUAGGAUAUCAUAAAGCUACCACAAAUGCUCCAAAUGCUCAUAGGAAGUCAAAUCUUGAAUAA